This is a messenger RNA of Peromyscus eremicus (cactus mouse), 1601 nucleotides long. It is a transcript of the gene Tp53i13, whose product is annotated as tumor protein p53 inducible protein 13. Bases 633 to 1445 code for a protein of 270 amino acids. The transcript has 5 exons. The record is from RefSeq and is a predicted model, not a curated record. Gene Ontology annotation, cellular component: cytoplasm. NCBI's taxonomy places the organism in Eukaryota, Metazoa, Chordata, Mammalia, Rodentia, Cricetidae.
GGGAUCUCAAAGCGCUUUGCUAUAACUUUGUCCUGGAAGGAGUCGCGCGCGCGAGGGGAUUCGGAGGCCGCUCCAUUCGUCUGCGCCCCGAGUCCUGGAACCGAAAGGGCGGGGCCCUCGCAGAGGCCAACGCCCAGUUGUGCGCCUUGGACCCACAGGUGGUGGCUGAGCGGGCGGAGGAGGCAGGAACCCGUUGUCCCCAAGGCCUGUGGCCUCUGCCUCCGCAGGUAGGAAUCAUGGAGGGCCGAGGACGAGAGGGGAUGCAUGGCUUCGCUGCACCCUAAGUGGUCGCCCUAUUGGGACAACUGUUGGUUCCUCCUGCUCUCAGUCUCCAGCGUCUUCAUCUGAGGGCUUGGGGCUGGUUGUCCUCUUCAUCACCCCCACCACGAAGUCCCCAGCUGCUCUCUUCUUUCCCCCAUGUGUAGGUUUUACCAAGAGUGACUUACACGCAGGUGACACAAGGACAGGUUGAUGGUGUUGCCUUCCUCUACCACCCCUGUGCCCACCCCUGGCUGAAGCUCCAGCUUGCUCUGUUGGCCCAUGUGUGUGUGGCUAAGCCCACACUCAUUCCUGACUCCAGGCUCACUUGGGACCGGCCCCUGGUGCUGACAGCAUGGGGGACUGCUUUGGAGAUGGCAUGGGUUGAGCCAGCCUGGGCUGCCCACUGGUUAAAGAGGCGGCGGCGGCGGCGGAAGCAGAGAAAGGGUGUGUGGCUUCUCUCUGACACCCUUUCUGGGCCCACUCCCAUGAUGCCAGCCCCCAGCAGAGGGAAGCUGUGUGGGAGACGGUGUGUACAGGCUCGGACUCUGGCCUUUGCUCUGAGGAGCUGGCGGCCACCUGGUGUAGAGGUGACAUCUAGAGGACCCAGGUGGCGGUCUCUCAGUGUUGUCAAGAGAAGGGGCCUUCGGGCUGCCCUUGGUCUCCAAACUACUCCCUCAGGCCUGAGUGUUUCCUUGGCCUCUUCAGAGAGCCCGAAGGCCCAGCAGCCCAUUUUGGGAACCUCAUCUGUGGCCCCUGUCUCCUUGAUGCCUGGGGGACCUGGAGGCGAUGAUAGGUCCAGGACAGAGGCUCAGAUGCCCAGUGGGCACGGCAAUCCAGGGGGUUGUGCCUGCCCAGGCCAGGCCUCCCCAGCUCCUCGAGCCGCAGCACCUCCCCGGGUAGCCCGAGGCCCCACUCCACGCACCGAAGAGGCUGCUUGGGCUGCCAUGGCCCUGACCUUCCUGCUGGUCCUGCUCACCCUGGCCACGCUCUGCACGCGAUUGCACCGGAACUUCCGCAGGAGCGAGAGCAUCUACUGGGGGCCCACAGCAGACAGCCAGGACACGGUGGCUGCUGUGCUGAAGCGGAGGCUGCCCUUGCCCUCGCGCCGGAUCAAGCGGUCUCGCCGGCGGCCCCUGCUCCCGCCCACACCGGAUAGUGGCCCUGACUCGGAGAGCUCGGACUGAGCGGCUCCGCCCCUCGGUGACCGCUGCCACGUGGGCAGUGCGCGGGCGCCCCCUGGCGGCAGGCGGAGAGGCCCUGGAGGCUUCGUUUGGUUGAAGAGUAUCCUUUGAGCCUCCCUGAUGCCAAUUCCUGUUUGUAAUUAAAUUAUUUUAGUAGAA